AAGUUUUCUCUGGGUUUGUCUUAAGAUAAGGAUUGUCAAGACCAUGGAUCCUGAUAAAAGAUAAGAUUUCACACCUUGACCUCACACUGGAUAAAACAGUUGAGGUUUACAGCUCAUGUGAAAUAGACUGGACACAAUUCUAGAAAAAUAGGUUUAACUGCUGAACGAUUUUAGUAAAAUAAGUUAAACUACUGAACAAUUCUAGUGAAAUAAGUUAAGCUGCAGAACAAUUCUAGUGAAAUAGGUUAAACUGCUGAACAAUUCUAGUAAAAUAGGUUUAAACUACUGAACAAUUCUAGUGAAAUAAGUAAAACUACUGAACAAUUCUAGUGAAAUAAGUAACUACUAUACAAAUCUGAUGAGUAUUUGUUAAACCCAAAGAAAAGAAAAAAGGAGCUUCUGAUCCACAAAAAAAUCCCACCUGCACUCAAUAAAGCUAUGGUGCUUGAAUCAAAUAAGCAGCUAUUUAGCAUCACCUGAAUGAUAUUAAUAAGCUUCAGAAAAGAAACAGUUCGAAGCCGAUACAUUUUUUACUUAUACACUUUGUUGCUGAUAUAGUUUUGCAGCUGAUAAACUUUGCAUCAGAUAAACUUUGCAUCAGAUAGACUUUGCAAUUGAUAGACUUUGAAGCUGAUAGACUUUGCAAUUGAUAGACUUUGAAGCUAAAUUGCCAAGAAUGAACCUGACCUACGCCCAAUGGGAACUGAUUGUUUGGAUUUGUUUAGUUUACAUAACUUGGGGUCUUACAGAUAGCAUACAGGCUCCGUUCUAUCCAAUAGAAGCUGAGAAAAAGGGCGCGAAUGCCGCUGAAUAUGGAAUUGUGUUUGGAAUCAUUCAUCUGUCAAUGUUCCUCUCCGGGCCCUUGUUCGGGAAGUACAUGGGACACCUGGGCGUAUACAGGGUUUUUAUAUUCGGAGUUAUCUGUACAGCGCUGUGUGGAUGUUUAUUCGGUCUUCUUACCUUCCUUCCAACUACAUGGUCAUUUCUAGGGGUUUCAUAUGCUCUCAGGAUCCUGGAGGGAGUAGCUGAAGCUGGUGCCUGGGCAUCUGUCCUUACAAUUCUAUCUGCUGAAUACAAGGAACAUGUCACCUACGCAUAUUCACUCACGCAAGCAUCAUUUGGGUUCGCUGAGAUCCUGGGACCGUCUAUAGGAGGAAUAAUGUUUGAGAAAGGAGGGUUCGCUCUUCCCUUCGAGUUUAGUGGAAUUCUUUGUUUAAUUAUUGGAACCAUCACGAUAAUCAGAUUACCCAAGUUGGUUGAAACUAGCCUGGAUUCACAUGAAACCAAGCAGAAUCCAUCCGAGGUGUUUAUCAUACUGUUGAAGGAUCCUGGUGUCUUGUUGGCUCUGGUUGGAACAAUGUUCGGAGCAGUUUGUCAGGGUUUCAUCGAAACCUUCCUGGAAGAAUACCUGGCAAUCUUCGGUCUCUCCGUCUCACAGAUCGGAGUUUCAUUUCUUGCGAUGAGUGUUCCCUACAUGAUAAGUACUCCUAUUUGGGGAUAUCUCGUGGACUCCUGGGUUCAGCCGGAGUACAUUUCUCCGAUAGGAAACAUUCUGAUCGCAACCUCUUUGCUACUGAUCGGUCCUAUUCAGUAUCUGAGCAUCCCACCCAGCUACGCCCUCACCGAAGGAGGACUCGCUCUGCUUGGGAUCGGAACUGCCGCAACUCUAACAGCAACCUUCGCGCUAACCCAAAAGCACGCAGUGCGCCGGCUACCUGACCUGGACGAGGACGGAUCCUCCGUUAUUUCCAGUCUCUGGACUUCGGCCUUUGCUCUAGGAAACUUCUUGGGGCCAACAGUCGGAGGACCUCUGGUGGAUUGGUUGAACUUCGCUGGAUCUACUCCGAUCUUACAGAUUUGGGCUCUAGUCAUGCUUAUAACUGAUAUCCUUGUUUUGUUCUGGUUGGCGAGAAAUCCUUUAGUUACUCGGAGAAAGGGACCAACAAGAGAACUUUACACUAGGAUUGAGUGACCGAAACUGCACUGAGCUUUAAAUACAUACUUCUGAAUCAAUAUUAGCUUAAAAUUUAGUUGUUUAAUAUCAAAUAUACACAUUUGUCCAUACUUUUU
Eurytemora carolleeae is the source of this 2070-nucleotide messenger RNA. Its product is annotated as MFS-type transporter SLC18B1. Gene Ontology annotation, biological process: transmembrane transport. Lineage: Eukaryota; Metazoa; Arthropoda; Copepoda; Calanoida; Temoridae. The transcript has 10 exons. Gene Ontology annotation, molecular function: transmembrane transporter activity. The coding region runs from base 677 to 1972 and encodes 431 amino acids. The record is from RefSeq and is a predicted model, not a curated record.